This is a messenger RNA of Aspergillus pseudonomiae, 1323 nucleotides long. RefSeq lists its product as uncharacterized. NCBI's taxonomy places the organism in Eukaryota, Fungi, Ascomycota, Eurotiomycetes, Eurotiales, Aspergillaceae. The record is from RefSeq and is a predicted model, not a curated record. Bases 1 to 1323 code for a protein of 440 amino acids. The transcript is spliced from 5 exons. Gene Ontology annotation, molecular function: protein binding.
AUGCCAUACUGUGAAGUAACCACGGCGCAGUCUCCACAAAGCCGCGUUCGCCCUUGGUACGCUGAAACACGAGGCAUCUACUCAACCAAUAACCAAGUCACCGUAACUGGGCUAGGAAUAAUACUCUUCCGGAACAAGCUCUACGCACCGAUAGAUAGCGAUCUAUCAUAUGUCGAGGUAGGGAUUGAUACGCUGGAGAGCUGGAGAAUUUGCGACCCAUCUCACGGCCGUUGGUGCUUUGGCUUUCACAACUCGUGCUGGAGAUUGCUGCUCCUUAGGCUCGGUCAUGCACAGGAUGGUUACUUGCACAACGAGACGGUCGUUGUAGAGUCAAUCUUUUAUCAACUCUGUUGCACUCCUUGCCUCGACUACUCCAGCUUCCAAUGGAGUCACGACGAUGGGGGCGCUGCGCGGACACACAUAUUGUACGGACGGAUACAGGCACGGGUCAAUGGUGUCUGUGGUUCCUCUGCGUCCGAUGGUGGGCGGCAUCCACUCCCAUCCCAUCAUAACACUAUAGUAAAGAUGUGUGAAAGCGUAGACAGACCUAACCACCAUAUCUUGAACGGGCUCUCACCCGAGCUGAGAUUCGAGAUAUUUUCCUAUUUAUCAUUUAACGAGCUGCUAAAUUUGAGACUCAUUUGUCGUGAACUAGCUCUACCAGCAAGACUCAAUACGUUGCCCCAGUCAUAUUGGCAGAGUAGGUUUCUUCUUGGUCAGGAGGCUGACUUUGUUUUCCCACGUCUUACGGAUAUACGGGACUGGUGUCGGCUUUACUCUGGGACAAGGGCAUCUCUUAACGCCGAACUCCUGCCCUUAGUCAAUCGAAAGAGGAUCCGGUUGCUAUUGGAACCUAUUGCUGCUCUUGUGGACCUAGAGGGUCCUCUGCGAAAUGGUCCGUACGGAUCUGCCUUUCAUCCGGCGCAAGGUCAAGACGGCAGCCUUCAGCUAUUCGAUGGCGAGGGUGCUGAAAGGCCGGCUCAAGCCCUGGUCUCUACUGGCGCGAAUAGUACCUUUGAUGAGGGAUGUCGUGAGCUUUACCACAGGACCCUGUCAUUUUUGGCCCCGCGCCAGCAGCAUCCAUGGCGGAUAGUCGGAUAUCACAAUCCGGUGCCUGAGAACUGGAUAGAGAUACCGUCCACACCCGACAUCAGAGUUAUUGGUGUGGCGCUUUGUGCGGAAGGGCUGAAGGCCAUCAAGCUUAUAUUCCGAAAUUCAGAUACAUCGGAAUGGGUUGGUCAUAGCAAUGGCCCAGGCAUCGCUUAUGGUACACUUGACAUUCCUGAUGGGUGUCACAGAAUUCAUAACGGUUAUGCGAGGUGA